Messenger RNA from Catharus ustulatus (Swainson's thrush), 7666 nucleotides. It is a transcript of the gene CTNNA3, whose product is annotated as catenin alpha 3. The record is from RefSeq and is a predicted model, not a curated record. Gene Ontology annotation, molecular function: cadherin binding; actin filament binding; beta-catenin binding. Lineage: Eukaryota; Metazoa; Chordata; Aves; Passeriformes; Turdidae. The coding region runs from base 104 to 2824 and encodes 906 amino acids. Gene Ontology annotation, biological process: cell migration; cell-cell adhesion. Gene Ontology annotation, cellular component: adherens junction; fascia adherens. The transcript has 18 exons.
CAGUGCCUUGCAGAUGCCUCAGAAGCCCAGUGGUGAGCCAAGGCACUUGCACUGAAGUUCCUAACACAAGGAAAUUACAUAGACAGUUGCUUUAGUGCUGAAUAUGGACCAUAUAUUUUCUAGGAUAGGUGAAAUGUCAACCAAAGUGCCAAACAUUAAACUGAAAAUUGAUCCUCGGAAUCUGCAGAUCCAGACAUUUACAGUGGAGAAAUUACUGGAACCACUGAUAAUUCAGGUUACAACAUUAGUGAACUGUCCACAGAAUCCUUCUAGUAAGAAAAAGGGCCGUUCCAAAAGAGCUCGUGUCUUGCUUGCUUCUGUGGAAGAAGCCACUUGGAAUCUGUUGGACAAGGGAGAAAAAAUUGCCAAGGAGGCAGUUGUGUUUAAAGAGGAACUUCAUGCAGCUCUCGCUGAUGUGCGGAAAGAGAGUCAGGCCUUGCAGGUGUCAGCGGAGGCAUUCACCAGUGAUCCCUGCUCCCUGCCCAGGAGGCAGGCUGUUGUCCCAGCAGCUCGAUCCCUGUUGGCUGCUGUCACCAGGCUCCUCAUCCUGGCUGACAUGGAGGAUGUGGCCUUCCUGCUGCAGCACCUGACUGUGUUUCAAAGAACAUUUGAAUCUCUAAGAAAUGUAUCCAGUAAAUCUGAUCUACAGAAAACCUAUCAGAAGUUUCAAAAGGAUCUGGAAAAUCUUGAUUACUUGGCAUACAAACGUCAGCAGGAUUUGAAAUCUAGCAAUCAGCGAGAUGAAAUUGCUGCAGCACGUGCAUCCCUGAAGGAAAAUUCUGCUUUCCUACAUUCAAUAUGUUCAGCUUGUUUGGAACAUUCAGAUGUUGCAUCCCUUACAGCCAGCAAGGAUUCAAUUUGCAAUGAAAUACAGAAUGCUCUCAAUGUAAUUUCUAAUGCUUCCCAAGGAGUUGGAAAUAAAAUGGAGCAACCUGCAUCUCACACAGCUACUCUUGGCAGUGCACUUGAUGAGCUUGAGAAUUUAAUAGUCCUGGAUCCCCUGGCAGUGAACAAGGAGAAGGUGAGGCCAUCCCUGGAGCAGCGUCUGGAGGCCAUCAUCAACGGGGCGGCACUGCUGGCCGACUCCUCGUGCACGCGCGACUCGCACCGCGAGCGCAUCAUCGCCGAGUGCAGCGCCAUCCGGCAGGCCCUGCAGGAGCUACUGGCCGAGUACCUGCGCUCCACUGAUAAGGCAGAGAGAAGCAAUGCCUUGAAUGUUGCCAUAGACAGUAUGUGCAAGAAGACCAGAGACCUCCGCAGACAGCUCCGGAAAGCCAUUAUAGAUCACAUCUCAGACUCCUUCUUAGACACCACUGUUCCACUGCUAGUUCUCAUUGAAGCUGCUAAAAAUGGAAGAGAGAAAGAAAUAAAGGAAUAUGCUGCUAUAUUUCGAGAACAUACCAGCAGGCUUGUGGAGGUUGCCAAUCUUGCUUGUUCGUUGUCGACAAAUGAAGAUGGAACAAAAAUCGUCCAAAUGGCAGCUAAUCACAUGGAGACUUUGUGCCCACAGGUUAUUAAUGCUGCUUUAGCUCUUGCUGCCAGACCAAAAAGUCAAGUUGUGAAAAGCAACAUGGAGAUGUAUAGGAGUACGUGGGAGAAUCACAUCCGUGUUCUUACUGAAGCUGUGGAUGACAUAACAAGUAUUGAUGAUUUCCUUGCUGUAUCAGAGAACCACAUCCUGGAGGACGUGAACCGCUGCAUUGUGGCGCUGCGGGAGCAGGACUCCGAGGGCCUGGAGCGUGCUGCUGGCGCUGUGCGUGGCCGCGCCGCCAGACUGGCACACAUCGUGGCGGGGGAGAUGGACAGCUACGAGCCGGGAGCGUACACUGACAGCGUCAUGGGGCACGUGCAGCACCUCACCAGAGCUGUGAUUCCAGAGUUUAUUAAUCAAGUAAAUACUGCAUUGGAGAGCUUAAGCAAGAGCACGGUGCAUCUGUUUGAUGACAACCAAUUUGUGGACAUUUCCAAGAAGGUGUAUGAUACAAUUCACAACAUCAGGUGCUCAGUCAUGAUGAUUCGGACACCUGAGGAGCUGGAGGAUGUGUCUGACCUGGAGGACGAGCACGAUGCGCGCAGCCGUACCAGCGUCCAGACCGAGGGCAAGACUGAUCGGGCCAAGAUGACUCAACUGCCAGAAGCUGAGAAGGAAAAGAUAGCUGAGCAAGUGGCUGACUUCAAAAAAGUCAAGAGUAAGCUUGAUGCAGAGAUUGAAAUCUGGGAUGAUACCAGCAAUGACAUAAUUGUUCUGGCCAAGAGGAUGUGUGUGAUUAUGAUGGAGAUGACUGACUUCACAAGGGGGAGAGGCCCACUGAAGCACACAUGCGAUGUCAUCAAUGCUGCCAAGAUGAUCUCGGAGUCGGGCUCGCGCAUGGACGUCCUGGCACGGCUCAUCGCUGACCAGUGCCCAGACCAGUCGUGCAAACAGGAUUUACUGGCUUACCUAGAACAGAUCAAGCUGUACUCCCAUCAGCUCAAGAUCUGCAGCCAGGUGAAAGCAGAAAUCCAGAAUCUCGGUGGAGAGCUCAUCAUGUCUGCACUGGACAGCGUCACUUCACUAAUUCAGGCUGCCAAAAAUUUAAUGAAUUCUGUGGUGCAGACAGUGAAGAUGUCCUAUAUUGCAUCCACAAAGAUUAUCAAGAUUCAGAGUCCUACUGGCCCACGACAUCCAGUUGUGAUGUGGAGAAUGAAGGCUCCAGAGAAGAAGCCCCUGGUUAAAAGAGAGAAGCCAGAAGAAAUCUAUGCUGCUGUCAGAAAAGGUUCUGCAAAGAAGAGAAUCCAUCCUGUGCAAGUCAUGAGUGAAUUCAGAGGCAGAGAAGUUGUCUAAUAUUUUGCCACUGUGUCUUCCUAUCUUGAAUUUCCAGUGAUUUUUCAUCUUUUCUCACACUUAUUUAAUAAUCCUAUAUGUCAACAUUUUGCUCUAAAUCUGUAAGGUAACACUUGCCUAAAUGAUUAGAAAAUGCUGUUGGAUUAAUUAGAAGUGCACAGUUGAACAGAAUACUCCUUCUCCUGCAGUGACAAACAGGUGUCUGCACACUGGGAAGGAGCAAUGUGCCAAGUGCCCAAAGCCAUCCUGCAUUCCCCAGGCCUUAGAGCUCCCUCAGCAGGGGUCAGUGGCCCCCACUGCAGUAGCUCUGUUCUGUGACACACAGGGUUUCACACUGGUGCUGGUGGGCCAGCUCAGCUCAGCUGAGCCCAGAGUCUGGGCUCUAAACCUGGGUCCAGACGGAGCAUCCAUACCUGUCCUUGGCUAGGACCAUGCCUCGGAGAUGUAAGCUUGAAAAUGUUCAGUGAAACAACACAAAGUGUUGGAACAAUGUGGAUGUAAUAAUAUAAUUAAAAAGCAUGGAGUGCAAGCCAGCAGGGGUGACAGCUCUUUAGAAGGUCUCUGGAAACACAAACAGGAAUCUCUCUUCUGCUCCCUGCUCUCUUCUGUGAGCCCCAGUAAAUCUUCUGACUCUUACAUUUGGCAAUUCAGAUAAAUCAGACAUUAACAAUAAGAACCUUCCCUAGUUGCGAUAUGAAAGGAGAACUUUGAAAUAAAUCAUUAUCCUGAGCCCAGCGUCUGAAAUACACCUCUCUUGACUCUUAGGAAUGUGGAGACUUUUCCAAAGCAGCUGUAGGGAAUGAAGUUACUUCUGACAGAUGAGUCCUAAACGCAGGAUUGUGCUGGUGAGUGCUGAAUGGCUGCACUCUAUUGUGUAAUGAAGGUAAAUCCUGCUAGCCAGACCUCUGCAGUGUACUUAAGAAAAACAGGUUUUUUCUAAACAGUUCUGAAUCUGAAAACCGCUUGGACUGAUUUUUCUAGAAGGUUCUAACUUGCCUUGUGCCAUGUAAUGAAUUUUUCCCAGGAUCCAUUUGUUACUCAAGAUGCCUUUGCCUGGCCAUUCAGUAGCUCCUUUGGCAUUAGUUCUGUAUUUGCUAAGGUGAAAGGGCUCCCUCAAAAGCAGAGCUGCUGUGUGUUUCUGACUGCCAUUAUGGGAUGGCUCCACACUCUGGGCCGCUGCUCCAGAUCAUUCAUUACCAUGUUUGCACAGCAAGAAUACUGAGCAAGAAUAACCCUGAACUUUGCUUUUCCUCUGGAGCUGCUCUGUCUGUAAGCUCAGGACACUGGGCCAGGGUAAUUUCUAGGUUGUUGGUUAUGAAAUCCUGUGAAACUGUAAGUGCUAUGUAUUAAAAUUUAACUAAAAAUUCUACAGACCAUUUUUCCAACUCCAGCUCCCUCCAUCAUGUUUGCAUCAAGAUGCUACUCAUGUCUCCUGGCUUUGCUGCUCCUCCUAGGGCUCCAGAGGCAGGAGGGAAGUUGGCAGCACCUUGUGAGCUGCCCUGAAACUCUCUUGUCUCCAGGUCACACCUUUGAUCCCAGUCACCUUGGAGUCAGAUACUUGUGACCAGUGCCUUGGUACCACAUUGUUAAUAAAGAAGCAUGUACACCCUGACACUCUGCCAUCAGUGCUGUGGGAUUUUUCCUGUGUGUCUGAAAUUGCAGGCCAGACACCAGCCUUCCUUCCAGCACACUGUGUAUGCUCCAUGAGCUGUUCCACGGGAGAGGCUUUCCAGCACCAGUGUCACUACAGUACACUGUGUGCUUCAUUUGGUGCUCCUUCUGCAAUGCCAGUCUCUGCCCUUACCCUGGCCAUGCUCAGUAGCCACUUUGAUCUCAACACAGCAAUUUAUUACACAAAAACCACCCUCUAAAUGAACAAGGAGUUUAAAAGCCACUGCAGAUUGUCGAGAAGAGCCAAAGGAACAAUAAUUAAACCUAGACUAAGUUUACCUUGGGUCAAAUUCAGUCCCCAGUGAAAAAGUUUAUUGCUGGCUAAGGAGGCAGAGGGUAGCAAGUCCUGGAGCUGUAAAAAGCCCAGCUCAUUACCCCUCAGCCACUCCGGGGAGCAGGGAACCACCACCUCCCUGCUACGAGGGACAAUCCUAAAGGAGGAGAAACUGCUCAGGAAGUUUCAUUCCAAGCAGCUCCUUGUUCACCCUGCAAUCUCCUCAGUCCCUGCCAGCCCAGCUUGCAGAGCAGAACUUCUCCCCAGUUUGUGUCUGCCCCUCACAUGGUGCCUUCAGCCUGGCCAAGCUGCAGCUUUCUCACCUCAGCAGCUCCCAUUAUUGCAUUACCCUACCUUGGCCUCUCCCCAUUACCACAUUACAGAGCAAAGUGUGAUGGAUGAUUGGAGGCAAUUUGGUAUUAGAAAUUCUCACUGGAGCACUAAAAAGUGAGAGUCCCACUGCUGAAACCCAUUAGUUUUGAAAGGACACAUCUGUGUCAUUUCCAUGAAUCCCACAGCUAUUGAAUUUUUACUUUUAAUAAACAACCAAUAUACUUUUUCUCCCAACACAGCCUGGUAUCACUGGGGAAGCUCUACAGCUGCAUCUCCACUAAGAGCCUGAUGUCAGGCCUGGCAUGGUGUUUCCAAAGUCCUGCAGCACUUUUUGAAAGGUUUCUGUUUUUUAUUUUCUGUGAGUCCACAACUGAAGCAUUUGAGAAAAGUAUGUUUAUAUAGCAAGUUCUUUCAUGAGCCUUUAGAAGUUUUACUUUCUGAUGAAAAAAAAAAAAUUAAGUCUUUAUCAGCAGUAGGUAAUAAAAUUCUAUGUAAAACCUAUUUUUGCUUCCAGAUACUACUAAUCCCUUGUGUGCUGCUCCUGGUUGAACUCUGGGGACUUAAAUAAAUCCCUGUUGCCUCAGGCUGGAUUAAAAGCCAGAAGAGAACAAAUGCCCUGUGCUGGAAGAGGCAGGUAGGGUGUGAGGGAGUGUGGCCAGGAUGGGAAUAGGGCACCUUUGCCAGGCCCGGGCCCCAGGGACCCUGCUCAGCCCUCUGCCAGGCUCCCACCUCCUGUCCUCCCCCACAGAACCGAGCCUGGAACGCUGAGGGGGCUCUGCCUGGUAACAGACCACAGGUAAAGAACCCCCUAAUGCUCCGGGGGCUGGGAACAGAGAGAGAACAGAACAAAGCACUCCUGAUAUUGUCCAGAGAGGCAAUUUACCAGAUAAGCAGAGUACUUCAAUCAUUAAAGAUCCAGCUGAUGAUGCUACACACUUUUGUUUUCCUUGGGAGAUCAUUAGACCUGGCUUCACUCUCUCUCUCCCCAAGGUGAUCAGUGGGUUUGGUUUUUGCACAACUACUUCUUCAAGGGAAGAAAAUGCAUCAGCAGUGUUAAUGAACAAGCCAUAGAUUUUGUGUUGUGCACUGGAAGUGGUGCUGCACUGAAAAAUGCCACCUUUCAAAUAACAAACCACAACUCACUGGAAACUUUCUUGGCAUGAAGAAAAACAAAAUACAUCCAAAGCAGAAAUGGCAAACAAACCAUGAAAAUACUUUAAAGCCCCUGAUGUCUCUCAUCAACACGAGCAAUAUGCUGCUGUAGUCCAAGGAACUGGAAGCUGAGGAAUUAAUUUUUGGCUCCAUCCUAAAAGCAAUAAUUAAGAUGAAAGCUUGCCCUGCACGAAGUGGAUCUAAUAGUUUUAUAUUUUAAGAAGCUUUUUACAGGAUAGGAAAUACUCAUAUUCUGCUUCCUGAUGGUGAAAAUGACCAUGUUAAAGCCGGCUGGAGAGCACAGAGAUGACCUGUGCAGGAUGAUGUUUCCUCUCGAGCCUCAAUCUUUUACCAAGCUGGUCAUUUCAGAGCCAUUGGCUUUUCUGCUGCAGUUCUGUUACCUUCAUAGAGGGCAGCACAUGACUGGAGCAGCUACCAACACCCCAUCCCUUCCUCUUUCCAAGGAGGAAAAAACAGCAAAAGGCUCUACAGGCUCUAUUCUGCCUUCCACUCCUCUGCACACCCAGUCUAGUACACUCACAUCACUGAGGGUUUGGGGCUUUGCAGUUUAUACAAUUAUAUAAUUUACCUAUUUGUUUUUUAGAUCUAUCACAACACACAUUAGUAAUGACUAUUAUAACGCAUCACAAAAUACGAGUAACAUCAUGCAGUUAUUUUAAUAUAAUUAAAUAUACAGAUACAUUUAUAAUUAAAUAUAUUUGUGUAAUUCCAUAACAUUUAGUUACCAGUGAACUGAAGUUGUUAGAAUUCAUAGCAAGUACACAGAACUACACUAGUGUUUCACCUUAUAAAGGUGCAGCAUCUCAUAUACUAAACCUCAAUUUUCUGCUUUUGAAUUAAUCUGACAGGGAAAGAAUGGCUGCAUCUUAUGGCAAAAGAACGGCAACUACAUCUAGUCAGUCAAAAAGCAAAGUGGAACUUAAGCCUCCAGCAAUUAAAAAAGUAAGCACAGAAUAAUUAUACCUGCAAACCUUUGAAGAGUUUGAAUAGGAUAUUCAUACUUACUAUACUAGAAAAAGAAAGGGAAAUGAGACAACUUUUUGGCUUAGGAUGAGCUCUAUUAUCACUGAAAUAAUUUUUGUCUAGCUGCAAGCUUUACACCAGCCAAUAUAAUUUCAAGAGAAGCAGUUGCUAUGUAGAAUGACUAAGAUGCUUCACUUCCCCCAGCAUCCUGUCCUUCAACUACUCUUUCCUAUCUCUCUCCCUGGAAGAACCUCUUGUUCUCUGGAAUGAAUUCAGCAUAUACAAAUAUACUAACAUUUCGGUGACUGUAUCCAUCUCAGAGAUUCCAUCUGAAGCAAUUACUGUGAAUUUAACCCAUAAUCUUGGCUAAAAAUAAACUGAGUGUAGACAACCCUGUCACUAGAAUUAAAUUCAAGACUCAAACCUGC